Molecule: messenger RNA, 1019 nt
Organism: Lingula anatina
Lineage: Eukaryota; Metazoa; Brachiopoda; Lingulata; Lingulida; Lingulidae
Product: centrosomal protein of 70 kDa
Biological process (GO): cilium assembly; regulation of microtubule cytoskeleton organization
Cellular component (GO): centrosome
Molecular function (GO): gamma-tubulin binding
Source: RefSeq, a predicted model, not a curated record
AUGCCUGCUGGGUAUAUACUGUACUAUAAGAAUUUAGCAGCACAAGGUACCUGUGAAUGUCUUGGUGUAUUUGACCUCAGGCAUAUAACUCCAAAGAUUGAAAAGCAGCAGAAUGCAGUUGAGGCUUUUCCAAGACUUGAACAGUUUGCAAAAGAUGUACUGAAGAUUGUUAAUUCUGAAAGAGCCCCGAAACUUAAAGACUUUGCUCAGCGCACAUCUCACAAACGAGAGCAUGCAGUCUGGUGUGAAAGGACAUGGAGUCAUGUUCUACCCACUCUAGAAUUCUGGGUGCAGGAGCUUGCCUCUCUUAGAGAGUUGCAGCAAUCUGUGAACAAGCUGUCAACCAGGCUCGCACCCUUCACGUACCGUAAGCUGGUGGGGGACGCCAAAGUCUCUCAGAUCAUUUCAGCCAUUGAUGCCUUGACCUUUGAGGGUGGCGUGUCAGAGGAGCCAGACGGCACAGAGCUUCCUUCUGGCACAGUGCUGAAGAACAUAGUGGAGCAUUUCCAGAACCUCUUUGAUGUGGAAUCUGUGAAUGGAGUGUAUCCCAGAAUGAAUGAGAUCUACAGCAAGCUUGGGGAGGUCCACAAUGUGCUUAGGUCUCUCAGAGAUCUCUUAGGACUGCCUGAAGAUGCCAAGUCCACUGCCAUAGUAGAUGCUGUGGGUAAACUGUGUCAACAGCACACCAGCACCACCUGGAGGCAGCUGAAACAACUACUGGAGGAGGAAGACCUAGAUAGUGUCCGUAAACGCCUUGAGCAGCAUGAUGAAUUCUUCCCAGUUUUCCAGGAAAUGAUGGAUAAACUCAUGGAUAUUCUAGGUGUCAGUCGUAUAGACCAGGUCAUCCCAGCUGUGAGAGCUCUGAAGUUGUUAACAGAAUGAUCAGCCAGCCACACCGACUUGUAUACAAGCAUAAUAAGAAUGAUGAUUAUAAUGGAAUGAAACUGGACAUGAAGACACAAAAUGUUCUGUACUUGACUGCUGAACUUUUGAUAACAUAUUAUCUCUCAAUCUCUCUA